CCUCCUCGACCAUUGCGAUAUUCUCCCUGCGACAAAGCAGGAUGAAGCCGGCCCUUGGUCUGGCUCUGGCCCUGACCUGCUUGGGAUCCGUUGGCGCUUUGCUGGACAUCCCGGUGCAGCAGGACUUCCUCUGGAAGAAGGUUGUUGGGAAAUGGUAUCCGGGGGCAAUGGCAAAGCAAUAUCCCUUGGAGCGGACCAUGUAUGCCUACACCACCCAGCCCUUGAGCAAUGGAGACCUGGUCCUCAAAAUCGAUAUCCCCCGAGACGGGGAAUGCCGACGGAGAAGGAUGGUUCUGUAUGCUUUGAGGCUCGCUAUAUUCGAAACUGAAGAUGGCAAGAUAACAAUUUAUUUCGUGGAGACGGAUUAUGAGACCUAUCACAUUGUUUAUGUCGAAAUGGAGGACGAACACUUCCUGCAUCUGUACACCAAGGACGAAGCCCCUCCGGAGGCGGCCAAGGAGCGCUUCCUCGCGCUCGCCCAAGACCUGAAUUUCCAAUCCGAUCGGAUCUACUAUGCCAACCAAUUGGGUCUCUGCACUGACCCACCUGUAGAAGUAUAGGGAAAGCGUCAAGCUGGGCAAAUGAAAAUCCUUGCUGGGCUUAUUUCGCCGACACUUCCCGGCCUCCUUCCUCUGAUUCCAGAUCAAUAUCGAUAUCUAGAUCUAUCUCAAUAAAAAGACUUCAAGGGGAAA
Messenger RNA from Anolis carolinensis (green anole), 692 nucleotides. Its product is annotated as prostaglandin-H2 D-isomerase. Lineage: Eukaryota; Metazoa; Chordata; Lepidosauria; Squamata; Anolidae. The record is from RefSeq and is a predicted model, not a curated record. The transcript has 7 exons. The coding region runs from base 42 to 560 and encodes 172 amino acids. Gene Ontology annotation, molecular function: small molecule binding.